AUGUCAUACUAUCCCUGCAAUAUCAUUGUCAGGCGAAACUCCAUAUUAUCCGGCGAACUUAAACGAUUGCAGAAUGCCCAAAAAAGACAAUAUUUUUCCACAAUCCCAUGCCAUCGCACCAUCCUCCCACUCUGCGCCUCCGCAAAAUCACUCCAACAAACCAAGCAAUGCCACGCGAUUGCCCUCCUGAAUGGCUACCUCCCAAACAGCAUUUCCGUCUCCGCUUCUCUCAUCCUCCAGUACGCCACCUUCGGAGACCCAUCAACAUCCCGCCUUCUGUUUCACCAAUCACUCCCCUACUCUCGCUCUGCUUUCUUGUGGAACAAGAUCACGCGAGCUUACAGCAUUGCCGGAGUUUACGAUGCGUUUCAAAUUUAUAAUCUGAUGAUUCGUAAUGGUGUUAGGCCCGAUGAUCAUUCUUUCCCAUUUGUUCUCAAAGUUUGUUCGGAUUAUCACGAGGUCUGGAAGGGACAAGAGGUUCAUGGGUUGGUUUGCAAACUGGGUUUUGAUUCUGAUGUAUUUGUUGGGAACACCCUUCUGAGAUUUUAUGGUGAGUGUAGUAGCAUAAAUGAUGCAGAGAAAGUGUUCGAUGAAAUGCCUGAGAGAGACGCUGUGACAUGGAACACACUUAUCGCAGUAUUUUCAAUCAAGUUUUCUUACGAUAAAGCAAUUGCCUUUUUUAGGGACAUGAGAUCCCAACCACUCUAUUCUGGGGUUAGCCCAAAUGUAGCCACCAUUGUAAGCUUGUUACCCGUGUGUGCAUCUAUUGAAGACUUUGCAAUCACAAGCGAGAUUCAUAGUUAUGUCAUCAAGAUGGGAUUCAGUGAUGACAUUAAAAUAAACAAUGCUUUCAUCGAUGCAUAUGGGAAAUGUGGCAAUUUAAAAGCCUAUCAUCAUCAAGAUGCCAUACUUUUCUUCCAAUACAUGAUCAACAAAUCUAUCACACCAAACUCUGUUGCUAUUUCUAGCAUCCUGCCUAUCAUAGUUGAUCUUGAAUGUCUUCAAUGGGGAAUCGAGCUUCAUGGUUUUAGUAUAAGAACCGGUAUCGAAUCCGAUAUAUUUGUAGCCAAUUCUUUACUAGACAUGUACGCAAAAUUCAGGUAUCCCAUUAAAGCAUCAAACAUUUUCAACAAUAUUCACUCGAAAAAUAUCGUAUCAUGGAACACGAUGAUAGCUAAUUAUGCUCAAAACGGAUCUGAAUUGUUAGCUUUACAAACAUUAAGAGAAAUGCAAGCUCAUGGCAUAGUCCCGGGACCCGUAACCUUAACAAACAUUCUUCCCGCUUGUGCACGAAUCGGUCAUUUAUCCCAUGGAAAACAGAUACAUUGUAAGUCAAUCCGAAACGGGUUUGACUUUCAAAUAUUCAUAUCGAAUGCACUUAUUGACAUGUAUGCAAAAUGUAGUCGUUUAGAUCUUGCAAGAAGCGUUUUCAAUGUAUCAUAUAAAGAUAAAAUAUCAUACAACACACUCAUAUCGGCUUAUUCUCAUACAAACACAUCCUUCGAGUCUUUGAUUUUGUUUCGCGAAUUAGGGUUAAAAGAUAUGGAAUAUGACACCGUGUCUUUUUCCGGGGCACUUUCGGCUUGUGCCAAUAUGGCGGAAAUCAAGAAAGGUAAGGAGAUUCAUGGGGUUUGUUUAAAAAAAGGGUACACACCACUUAUGGGUCCCACCCACCAACCGGUCCCAAACCUGAUGUCUUCUGACUCCUCAGUUAUAGAUUCUCACCUCCUUACUGUUAAACAGCUGCAUUCCCUCAUUGUUUCCAACUCGAUCUUGGAUCUUUACGCGAAAUGCGGGCGCAUCGAUCUUGCUAAAAAGGUAUUCGAUCGGAUCCCCAACAAGGAUACGGCCUCAUGGAACACGAUGAUCAUGGGGUAUGGAAUGCGUGGCGAGAUUGACACUGCAAUCGGUUUAUUCGAAUCCAUGGGAGAUGAUGAUCAUGUGAGACGAGAUUCGAUUAGUUACGUAGCGGUUUUAUCCGUUUGUAGCCAUGGAGGGUUAGUUGAAUUAGGGAGGAAAUAUUUCAAAAAGAUGAAAGAGGACAAGAUUGAAGUGACACAAGUGCAUUAUGGGUGUAUGGUUGAUAUUUUUGGGCGGGCCGGGUUGUUGGAGGAGGCGGUGGAGAUGAUAAAUGGGAUGUGGGUGGAACCGGAUGCAAAUGUGUGGGGGUCUUUACUUGGCGGGUGUCGGAUCCAUGGGGAUAUUGAGUUGGGUCGGUGGGCGGGUGAGAAUUUGUUUAGGUUAAAACCGGGUCAUUCGGGGUAUUAUACUUUGGUUUCGAAUAUGUAUGCGGAAGCUGGGAAGUGGUGUGAAGUGGAUGGGAUUAGGGAGUUGAUGAAGGUGAGGGGAGUGAAAAAGAACCCCGGUUUUAGUUGUGUUUAA
Messenger RNA from Lactuca saligna, 2382 nucleotides. The record is from the annotation of a GenBank genome assembly. Lineage: Eukaryota; Viridiplantae; Streptophyta; Magnoliopsida; Asterales; Asteraceae.